Messenger RNA from Anoplopoma fimbria (sablefish), 11066 nucleotides. RefSeq names its product E1A binding protein p300 a (gene ep300a). Gene Ontology annotation, molecular function: zinc ion binding; protein binding; chromatin DNA binding. Gene Ontology annotation, cellular component: nucleus; histone acetyltransferase complex; transcription regulator complex. Gene Ontology annotation, biological process: positive regulation of transcription by RNA polymerase II. The transcript has 31 exons. NCBI's taxonomy places the organism in Eukaryota, Metazoa, Chordata, Actinopteri, Perciformes, Anoplopomatidae. The record is from RefSeq and is a predicted model, not a curated record. The coding region runs from base 153 to 8756 and encodes 2867 amino acids.
GAGGAGUAAUUCGUACACGGGACUUUCCCCCUCUUAGUCCCCCAAAAGGAGGGGGAAAAGUCGCAAUAUUGGAAACGAAAAGGAAUGAGCUUCUAAGGGCGUGAAAACGUCUGCAAUUGUGGAUACUUUAUAUAUUUUUAUUUCGAAAAAAUAUGGCCGAGAACGUUCUGGACGCUGGCCCGCCUUCAGCCAAGAGGCCUAAACUCUCGUCUCCGGCACUUUCCGCCUCCGCCAGCGAUGGAAACGAUUUCGGCUCACUGUUUGACUUGGAGCAUGAUCUCCCAGACGAGCUCAUCAGCUCUAAUGAACCAGGCCUCGUCAAUGGUGGGGACCUCAGCCAGUUGCACACUACUCUGGGAGGGGGACCUGCAGGGCUGGGUCCUGGAGGAGGAAGUGGAGGGGCAGGAGGAAUGGGACUUGGACUUGGCGGAGGCCAGGAUGCGGUGGCCAAGCACAAACAGCUGUCCGAGCUUUUGCGUUCAGGGGCACCCUCCUCGACCCAACAAGGGCACCAAGGAGCCAUGGGCAGCCCAGGGGGUCCCAGUGCCAUGGGGCAACACUUGGCGAACAUGAAGGCAUCACCUGGCCAGGGCCCCCCACAGAUGAUGGGCCAGGGGCAGCAGCAGCACCUCUCCCCUCAGCAGCAGGCCAACAUGAUGCAGCAGCAACAGAAUGCUGCAGCUGGAAUGAUGGGUGGCAUGAACAGGGCCAUGAUGGGAGCGCAGCAGAAAGGCAAUAAUGGACAGCAGCAGCCAGGCAUGAUUGGGAGCCAGGUGAUGAAUGGCUCCCCCAGGAUGGGCUUUGGGAAUCAGGGGAUGGGUGGCAACAGCAACCUGUUGGCUGAGACCCUACAGCAGCAGGGAGCUGGGGGCCAGGCUGGGAUGAGAGGCCAGCAACCGGGAGCAAUGAACAAGAUGGGGAUGAUGGGGAACCCUGGGGGCCCUUUUGGAGGUCCAUAUUCAGGACAGGGGAAUCAAGGUCUGGGAGGCGCAGGGCUGGGCCCUCAGCUCCAGAACAAAGGUCCUCUGGGCAACAGCCUGGCCCAGUUCAAUGUGGACAAGAAGAACCAGCCCAUGCAAGGAAUGGCCGCCAUGGGUUCCCAGCAGUCACAAACAGGUGUGGGCGGUCCCUCUGGUGCACCUGUGGGAGGAGCCCCAGGGAUGCUGCCCAACGCUCAGGCAGGUCUUGUUGGUCCCAGCGCCCAGGUUUCGGCAGCAUCUGCUGCUGCCGGAGCACCACCCACAGCUGACCCCGAGAAGCGCAAGCUGAUCCAGCAGCAACUGGUACUCCUGCUUCAUGCACACAAGUGCCAGCGGCGGGAGCAGGCCAACGGUGAAGUCCGGCAGUGCAACCUGCCCCACUGCCGCACUAUGAAGAACGUCCUCAACCACAUGACUCACUGCCAGGCUGGCAAGUCCUGUCAGGUUCCUCACUGUGCAUCAUCAAGGCAGAUCAUCUCCCAUUGGAAGAACUGCACGCGGCACGACUGUCCUGUCUGCCUGCCACUGAAGAAUGCUGGAGACAAGAGGAACCCGCAGUGUGAGUCUCUACUCAGUGCAGCUGCUGCAGGUCUGGGCAGCUCUCUUGGGGCAGUACCUGGUGGCCAAUCAAGUACUCCCAACCUCAACCCGCCGAGCCAGAUCGACCCCAGCUCCAUAGAAAGAGCCUACGCAGCCCUGGGCCUCACCUACCAGGGCAACCAGAUCCAGGCUCCGACUGCCCAGUCCAAUCUGUCCAACCAAGGUUUGCAAGGCCCGGCUGGCAUGAGGUCGCUGAACCCAAUGGGUGCGAAUCCUAUGGGAGUCAAUGGAGGUGUGGGAGCUUCCCCUCAGAGCCAGCAAGCCAGCCUGCUGCAGGAUACCAUGAUGCACCUCAAUGUGAACAGCCAAAGUCUGUUAAAUGAUGCCAGUGGGAUGGGGUCCAUGCCCACAGCAGGCCCUCCCUCUGCCUCAGGCAUGAGGAAAAGCUGGCAUGAAGACAUCACGCAGGACCUACGAAACCACUUGGUACACAAGCUUGUUCAGGCCAUCUUUCCGACUCCAGAUCCUGCUGCUCUCAAGGACCGUCGAAUGGAGAACCUGGUGGCCUAUGCCAGAAAAGUUGAGGGAGACAUGUAUGAGUCAGCCAACAGUAGAGCUGAGUACUAUCACCUGCUAGCGGAGAAGAUCUAUAAGAUUCAGAAGGAGUUGGAGGAGAAGAGAAGGACCCGGCUCCAGAAGCAGGGUCUGGGCCUCGGUCCUGCCGGCAUGGGCCAGCCCCCCACUGGACUGCCUCCAAAUGGUCCCCUCUCUGACCCAUCAAUGGUGCGACCAGCUGGACCUAAUCAGAUGGUCAAUAGGAUGCAAGGCCCAGGUAUGAAUCAGUUCAAUCAGAUGGGGAUGCCAACAAUGGGCCAGAGGUCCACGCCUCCUCUCCCCAUAGGAGCAUCUGGGAACCAGAUGGCAAUGGUAGGACCCAGGAUGGGGCAGCCUAAUGUCAACCAGCUGCAGAACCAGUAUCUGUCCCAGGGACAGUUUCCUGGCUCAGGACCAGGAGUUGGGACACCUCAGCCUGGGAUGGCCCAACCUGGAGCACAGACAGGCAUGGCACAGAUUGGUACUCCUCCCUCUCUUCCAGUUGCUAGUCCUCUAGCACAGCCGGGUUCAGCCAGUGGACCCAGUGGUGUCUCCUCAGUGGGGCCCAUGGGUCCUCAGAGCGUGGGUGGCGGAGGUCCCAACUCAGCUGUUGGAGCCCCUGCAUCCUCAAUGACUCCACCUAACACAAGCCAGCAACCCAACUCCAUCCCCCAUUUGGCAGCCAUGCGUGGCUCUCCCUCCCCUGCUCACAGUCGAUCUCCUACGCCUCACCAAACACCACCCAGACUAGCUGGGUCCCAGACCCCACAGCCACACACCCCUAACGCAUCACAGCUGGGUCCACCUUCAGUCCCCCAGCUUGGCCAGGGUCCUGGUUCCAACAAGCCUCUCCAGCAGCAGCACAUGGGGUCCUCUGGUUCGACCACUCCAUCUCACCCUGGGUUGGCCUCCGGUUCAACGCCGCAUGGUGCUCAGCUGCCACGCACUCCGUUGUCCCAAAAGGGUUCAUUUCCAGCAGACAGUCAGGCCCUUACUCCAGCCUCUGUCAGCAGCCUGGACACUUCCUCCCAGCAGCCACAGUCGAACGCUUCUACCGCCAACCUCGACCCGAAGAUGGAGGUCAAGCAGCAGGACGAGGAGGAAGAGAGCGACACCGGCAGCUGCUCCAAAGGAGGAAAGCUCAGUAACAUCAAAACGGAGGAAAAGCCUGUGAAAUUAGAGCUGAAAAAGGAGGAGUGUUUCGGAGAGGGAGGUAAAGGGGUUCAAAUGGAUACAUCAUCAUCAUCGACGACGCCGAUGGCGAGCAUCAAGACGGAAGACAGGAAACCGGAGGUAAAGAAGGAGGUGAAGGAGGAAGAGGAGACGUCGGAGUCGGCUACACCACAGGCUCUGGUGAAAAAGAAGAUCUUCAAACCAGAGGAGCUUCGUCAGGCCUUGAUGCCCACCCUCGAAUCUCUCUACAGACAAGAUCCAGAGUCUCUGCCCUUCAGAAUGCCUGUAGACCCACAACUGCUGUGCAUACCUGACUACUUUGAUAUUGUGAAGAAUCCCAUGGACUUGUCUACUAUCAAACGAAAGCUGGAUACAGGUCAGUACCAGGAUCCCUGGCAGUACGUGGAUGACAUCUGGCUGAUGUUCAACAAUGCCUGGCUGUACAACCGCAAAACAUCAAGAGUCUACAAGUACUGCUCCAAGCUGGCCGAGGUUUUUGAGCAGGAGAUUGAUCCUGUCAUGCAGAGCCUUGGCUACUGUUGUGGGAGGAAGCUGGAGUUCUCUCCUCAGACACUUUGCUGCUAUGGAAAGCAGCUGUGCACUAUUCCCAGAGAUGCUGCUUACUUCAGCUACCAGAACAGAUCACGAACAUUUGGGCUUGUUGCUCACAGGUACCACUUUUGCGAGAAGUGUUUUAACGAGAUCCAGGGAGAGACGGUUUCGUUGGGCGAUGACCCCACCCAGCCGCAGACAUCAAUAAACAAGGAACAGUUUGAGAAGAAGAAGAAUGACACACUGGACGCUGAAUUGCUCGUUGAAUGUAUGGACUGUGGGCGCAGGAUGCAUCAGAUCUGUGUCUUGCACCAUGAAACAAUCUGGCCAUCGGGUUUUGUAUGUGAUGGCUGCUUAAAGAAGACUAACAAAACCAGGAAAGAAAACAAGUAUUCAGCCAAAAGGUUGCCCCAGACAAAGUUGGGCAGUUACUUAGAGAUGAGGGUGAAUGACUUCCUGAAGCGUCAGCCCCACACAGGCGCUGGAGAAGUCUUCAUUCGCGUCGUCCACGUCUCUGACAAAGUGGUGGAGGUCAAACCAGGCAUGAAGUCCAGAUUUGUCGACAGUGGCGAGAUGUCAGAGUCCUUUCCAUACAGGACAAAAGCCCUUUUUGCAUUUGAGGACAUUGACGGAUCAGACGUCUGCUUCUUUGGUAUGCAUGUUCAAGAGUACGGAUCCGACUGCCCUCAGCCCAACCAAAGGCGAGUAUACAUCUCCUACCUGGACAGUGUACACUUCUUCCGGCCUCGCGGUCUAAGAACAGCAGUCUACCAUGAAGUCCUCAUUGGCUACUUGGAAUAUGUCAAGAGGCUGGGCUACACAACUGGGCACAUCUGGGCCUGCCCACCAAGUGAAGGGGACGACUACAUCUUCCACUGUCACCCUGCAGAUCAGAAGAUCCCGAAGCCCAAACGCCUCCAAGAGUGGUACAGGAAGAUGCUAGACAAAGCUGUGGCAGAGCGGAUAGUGCACGAUUACAAGGAUGUCUUCAAGCAGGCGACAGAGGAUCGUUUGACCAGUGCCAAGGAGUUGCCUUACUUUGAGGGAGACUUUUGGCCCAAUGUGUUGGAGGAGAGCAUCAAAGAGCUGGAGCAGGAGGAGGAGGAGAGGAAAAGGGAGGAAAACAGCACGUCCAAUGAGAGUAUUGAUGACGUAAAAGGUGACAGUAAAAAUGCAAAGAAGAAGAACAACAAGAAGACGAGUAAGAACAAGAGCAGCCUGAGCCGAGCCAAUAAGAAGAAGCCAGGGAUGCCCAAUGUCUCCAAUGACCUUUCGCAGAAACUCUAUGCCACUAUGGAAAAACACAAAGAGGUGUUCUUUGUGAUCCGGCUGAUCGCAGCACCCAUGUCAAAUGCAUUGCCCCCUAUUCAAGACCCGGAUCCCCUGAUGGCGUGUGACCUCAUGGACGGCCGUGAUGCUUUCCUGACAUUGGCCCGUGACAAACACCUGGAGUUCAGCUCACUGAGGAGGUCCUUGUGGAGCUCCAUGUGCAUGUUAGUGGAGUUGCAUAACCAAAGCCAGGACCGCUUCGUCUACACUUGUAAUGAGUGCAAACACCACGUGGAGACUCGUUUCCACUGCACCGUCUGUGAGGAUUACGACCUCUGCAUCACCUGCUACAACACUAAGGGCCAUGUGCACAAGAUGGAGAAGUUAGGCCUUGGUUUGGAUGAUGAGAGCAGCAACCAGGCUGCAGCAACCACUCAGAGCCCUGGAGACUCUCGUCGUCUCAGCAUCCAGCGCUGCAUCCAGUCCCUCGUCCACGCCUGCCAGUGUCGAAACGCAAACUGCUCGCUGCCGUCCUGCCAGAAGAUGAAACGCGUCGUUCAGCACACGAAAAGCUGCAAGAGAAAAACCAACGGUGGCUGCCCCAUCUGCAAGCAGCUUAUCGCCUUGUGUUGCUACCACGCUAAGCACUGUCAGGAGAACAAGUGCCCGGUUCCGUUCUGCCUGAACAUCAAGCACAAGCUCCGCCAGCAGCAGCUGCAGCACAGACUCCAGCAAGCCCAGAUGCUACGAAGGAGGAUGGCCAGCAUGCAGAGAGUGGGCCAGCCUGCUCCUGGAGGAGCUCCUGGGGGCAAUGGCUUGCCUUCUCCAGGAGCCAACAAUGGAGCAACCGCUCCUGGUACCCCUACAUCUGUGGGAACGCAGCCCCCUACCCCACAGACACCCACCCAGGUGAACAUGCCUGCCCUUCCACAGCAGCAAGGAGUUGGGAUGGGUGGAAUGGGAGUAAUGGGAACACCAGGCCAGCAACAGCAGGUUCAGCAGCAAGGUGGUACCAUGCCCCCUCAACACCAUCUGCAUCAGUUUCAACAGGUGGGUGGAGCAGGUGGAGGGGGGAUGAUGAACUCUCCUCAGCAGCAGAUGGUGACUCAGCUCCAGCAGCAGCCUCCCAAUGUCCAACAACAGCAACAGCAACAGCAGCAGCAGCAGCAGCAGCAGCAGCAGCAGCAGCACCCUGGUAGUUUGCCUCCGUACAACCCGAGACCGCCUGGGGCUUCCCCUCUCCAUCAGUCCCUGGGCAAACCUGGCCUGGGUCCAGCCACCCCACCCCAGCAGCAACAACAACCCAACCAGGGCCAAGGGUCCAUGCCUGUUCAAGGACAGCAGCAAGGGCCCCCUCUGGCUGCUGUAGAGACGGCACUAAAAAUCCAGCGCCUGGCAGAGACCCAGAGACAGAUGGCUCAGGCUCAAGCCCAGAUACGUGGCUUGGGACAGGGGGGCAUGAUACCCCCACAUGCCCACCACCAGAACACCCAGGCCCAGAUGGGCAUGCCCCACAUUGGGGCCCAGGGCAUGCCUCCCCAGGCUCAGGGAGUUGUUGGCAGGACUAUGUUAGACCCACAGCAACAGGGAAUGCUAGCAGGGAUGCAACAAGGUGGCCCUCAGUCGCAGUUGCCACCUCAAGUUCAGCAGCAGCUCCAGCAAGUCCAGCAGGGAGGUGGUGGACAACUUCAGCAAGCAAACCAGCAGUGGGGUGCUGGCGGUCCAGCCAUGAACUCACAACAAAGGCCAGGCAUGAUGGGUCACAUGGCGCAACAGCCAGCAGUUGCUCAGCAGCAGCAGCAAAUUAAUCAGCAGCAGCAACCAGGAAACCGCGGGCUGAUGCAAGUAAUGGGUGUAUCAGGAGGGGGAGCAGGGGCACCUAAUGCACUAGCAGCUGCAGCUGCAUCAGGAAAUCUUCCCCAGGCAGCCCUACAAGACCUCCUGAGGACGCUGCGCUCUCCAAGCUCACCCCUUCAACAGCAGCAAGUCCUCAACAUCCUUCGCUCCAACCCAACUCUUAUGGCUGCUUUUAUCAGGCAGAGAGCAGCCAGGUAUCAAGGUGGUCAGGGUGGACCCGGAGGAGCAGGAGGGCCUCCACAAGGGGGCCCUGCAGGUGUGAGGUUCCAAGGGGCUGCUGGAGUAUUGCCCGGUGUAGGAGGGCCCGGGGCUAACCAACUUGCUAACAUUGAUGGACAACAGCAGGUUAAUGUGAGCCAGCCAGGGAUGAACAUGGCUCCAGGUGGAGCAGGGGGAGGGAAUAUGCCCACCAUGGCUCAGCUUCAGCAGUUACAACAACAGCAGCAGCAGCAGCAGCAGCAGCAACAACAACAACAACAACAGCAACAACAACAACAACAACAACAACAACAACGCCCAAUGUUGCCAGGCAAUCUACAGCAACAGCAAAUGGCUGCAUUACAGCAGCAGCAACAACAACAACAACAACAGCAACAACAGGGAGUGAUGCAAGCAGGUCAACAAGGCAACAUUACCAAUAUGACUCCGCAGUUCAGAGAGCUGUUGAUGAGAAGGCACCUGCAGCAGCAGCAGCAACGACAACAGCAGCAGCAGCAGCAGCAACAACAACAGAUGGGAAACCACGGGCAGUUCCAGCAACCUCAAGGACUCCAGCAGCAGCAAGGCCAGCAAGGUUUCAUGCAGCCUGGCCAGGGACAGCCAGGGAUACCUCCAUCUUCCCAACCCCAGCCUGGGGGUGGAGGUGUAGGGGUUCCCCAGCAGCAGCAGGGAGGACCACAGGGUGGGCAAGGACCGCUUGUCCAGCAGCAAGGCUACUCCAACUCAAUGUCACAAGUAGCUGCAGCGCUCCAUCAAAGGCUCCAGCAUCAGAUGCAGAUGCAGCAACAACAACAACAACAGCAGCAGCAGCAGCAGCAAAAUUCAAUGGGUGGGCUUCAAGGACAAGACGGAGGGCCAGGUGGAGGCACGGGAGGUCCAGGAGGGCCUCCGCUUCAGCCUGGACAAGGCGGACCAGGGCAGGGGCAACAACAGCAAGGUAGUGUUGGUGGAGGGGGUGGUGGUCCCCCACUGCCACAGACGACCCAAGGUAUGCUUCACCAGAACAUCCACCAGAGGCUCCUGCAGCAGCAGCAUCUUGGUGGGGGCUCUCCAGCCCAGCACAGCAGUCCCAUGAGUCCCCAGCAGCAGAUGGCGCAGUCCCCCCACCACCUUCAAGGACAAGGAGGACUUGGUCCGGCGGGGUCCCUCAGCAGUCAGGUCCGGUCGCCUCAGCCUUCGCCGAGGCCGCAGUCGCAGCCUCCGCACUCCAGCCCGUCCCCACGCAUGCAGCCCUCCUCCCAACCUCAGCCCUCACCUCACCGUAUCUCCCCACAGACCCAGACUGGCUCGCCCCACCCAGGCCAUCUAAGCCAACAUCACCCCAGUAUGGCCCCACCCCAGCCUCCACAACCCCAACAGCAAGCGUUAUCUCAGCAGCAACCGGGUAGUUCUGUAGAUCCCGGUCAGUUCAGCUCAGACCAGAACUCCAUCAUGUCCCAGCUGAGUGGGAUGACGGGGAUGCAUGGUGGGCAGGGGGGACAGUCGGACAUGUUGGGUGGGAAUAAUAACAGCAGCAACAACAACCAGGAGCUGGGAUCGAACAUUAACCACAACAGUUUAGAACAUAUGUAGCCUUGACUCCAUACUGUCUCUCUGUCCUGAUGCUCUGAUCAGUUGCCCCAAAUGACAAACUGCCAUGAAAGGAGAUCGAGGCGGGACUACUGCUUUGGGGUUUUAGAAGUUUUUAUUUUUUAUUUAAAUAUUUUUGUGAUGUAUAAAUAAGAACUGAAGCUUCCUUCCUAUGGGAGAUGCAACAUAAAUCUUAGAAGUCAAUAAAUGAAUAAAUUAAAACAAUGGUAAGUUAUUGCUGUUAAUAUAUAUCUAUAUAUUUUUGCCAAUUGUGUACAAAAAGGUGGAAGGGCAGUGUUUCAGGUUGAAGAUAUUUCUUCCUUAGUCUAUGACACAAUAUUUUUGGGGACUGAGAAUUUUGCCUUUUUAUGAAUAUUUUUAAGAUUUUAAAUGUGGCUAAAAAAUUAAAGUUGACACGAUGUACCUUUUUUAUUGUUUUUGUUUUCCUCCUCAAAUACCCAGUCAUAAUUGUAUCUAUAUUGCAGAGAGUAAGUAUAUUUUAUUUCUGAAACAAUUUUUUAUUUUUUUUUCUUCCCUUAAUGGAUCAUCACAUCAACAUAUCUUCUGUUAAAGGAAUCUUUUUUUUUCUGGAGAGUUUUCACAGCAAUGUACAUUUUACAGCGACUGCAACAAUUAUAUGGUGGGUGGGAGGGUGCGUUCAAUGCCGUUUGAUUUUUGACAGGAUUCCUAGUUGUUAGUUAUUUUUUGUUUGUUUGUUUUGACAGGGUUUAUAGGUUGGAAUUAAACCUCAACAGUGUUUUGGGAAGUGGGUGACACUGACAGUGGGUUCGGCCUUAUUUUUGUUCUGCAAAAAAAAUGGCCAGAUCCGCAGAACAAAUCAUUGCACCUGUGGGCCACCUCUCCACCCUCCAUGUCCUAUGAAUGUGCACACCUUCCUUAUCCUUCCCCCUACCCUCCACCAAUGAACUGUUGAUGUCCAAUCGCCUAGCUGUAAGAGGCGUUUUGUGCCCCUGUUUGAAGCUGGCCGAUAUUAAAAGGUUGCGCGUGUACAUAUAUUACAACCUUGUUUAUGAACUGUGACGUGGAGAAGAGGUCGAUAAAGUUGUCUGUGUUUUGGGGCUACAGAGGUUAAAGAUAAUCCUGCCUGUAUCCUCAACCCACCCCAAAAAACAGUUUCCCUUUCAGUACUUUUCUCUAUCCCCUUUUGUUCCUCAUCCUCAUGACUGCCCCUCAACCACAAGAUUUAAUUCAAUGUUAGUACUGUACAAAGUAAGAAAUGGUGGACUUAGAUACUGUUUUUGUAAUGAAAGUGAAACAUGUAAAAAAAAAAAAAACUGUACAUACUUUAAAACCUUAUGAGCAGAUAAAUUAUUUUCUGCUGCUUGUUUCCCCCUCUUGUUUGAUUGGAUAUUUGCUGUAUCUGUAAAAAAACAACAAAAGUACACCUGAGCUACUGUACAGUAUUGAGAUUCUUUUCUAAAAGGUACAGUGUAGGGUGUAGUCGGUCACAAGCACCAAUGCGCCUUUUCUGUGUAUUUUUGACAAGGUUUUAGGGAGGGGGGGGGUUAUUGCAACAAGUCACACACACACCUGAACAAUCUCAAAACUUAGACGUGAACCUGCACGAUGUUAGAGCCAAGACGGGUUGAUUAGAGGUGUGAUCUGAAAGAGUUUAAAUUUGGUCAUUUAGCUUUUUAUGGAGAGGACUGAAGACACAAUAUUCACAUGCUCACUAUUUUUCUCAAAAGGUUGGGCUUGCUGGGUAUCGGGGGAGGGGACGCAUCAGAACCAGGUGGCAAUAUAUCUUGAGACUUAUUUUAUAAGAAAAAACAAGGAAAAACUGUCUUUUAUAUAUAGAUAUAUUAUUUAAUUUUAUUUUUUGGAAAUAAAACUUGAAGCUACAGGAAUUAUUAGAUAAAAACAUGUUUUGUUUUGUAUUAAAGAUGUUAUGGUGAUGCAAAAAGACACUGCAGACAGUCAUUCAGUUUGCCCUGGGGGAGGCCGUGGAGUAUAUUAUACCAUCCUUUUUCAGAAAGUGUUUCAUGUACAUGAAUAUAGUUGUAAACAUACUGAAUCACUGUACAAACUGAUGGCAACUGAACAAAUAGUUUUGUUUUAAUCAUUUCUUCUCCCAAAAAGAGACUGGAAAUAAGACUAUUUAAAUAUUUGUUUAGUAUUCAAAUGGAAUCUUUGACCACUUUUUCGUUCCUCUUGUUAACAAUUUUGGUGCUUGCUGAGAGAAAGCAAAAAUAACUAUUGCUCCAUUUUCAUUAGUUUCUUUUUUUAAGUUAUUUUGGUGGUCUGAUUGUUUUUUUGCCAAUAAAUUAAUUGUACAAUAAAGUAUGUUUGUAC